Phyllopteryx taeniolatus (common seadragon) is the source of this 588-nucleotide messenger RNA. RefSeq names its product transmembrane protein 208-like. The transcript is spliced from 5 exons. The coding region runs from base 150 to 470 and encodes 106 amino acids. Gene Ontology annotation, biological process: vacuolar protein processing. NCBI's taxonomy places the organism in Eukaryota, Metazoa, Chordata, Actinopteri, Syngnathiformes, Syngnathidae. The record is from RefSeq and is a predicted model, not a curated record. Gene Ontology annotation, cellular component: intracellular membrane-bounded organelle.
UAGACGAAUCGAACGCUGAUGUGUUACAAGAAUUUUACCCGUCACAAUUUUGUCGGAUGCGGUAACGUAAACGUAGCGGAGGUGGGUUUGAAGACAAAGUGUUCAAAGGGACACAGUGAAAACGACCGGAAGUAUCUCUCUGACAGCUAAUGGCGCCUAAAGGCAAAGUUGGUACUAAGGGAAAGAAGCAGAUUCUCGAGGAGAAUGAGGCAACCCUCAAAUUCUAUACAAGAGUCAUCCUGGGAGCUAAUGCCAUAUAUGCUGCUGUAAAUCUUUUGAUCUUCUACAAUUCAUCUAGUUUUGGGACAUGGCUGUUAUUAGCGUUUGCGCUUGCUGUGUAUGUUGGGAGUUACCGCUCCAUGUCCACGAUGGCCAAACCAGUGUUCGCUGACGAUGGAAGUCUCCUUGACGGAGGAAUAGACUUAAACAUGGAGCAGGGAAUGGCAGAGAAGUGGAGCGGCUGGAGCUGAACACGUUCCAGACUGUCGAGAGGAUCGUGGACUUCAGGAGGCAUCCUUCGCCACAGCUCCCCCUCACGUUGUCCAGCUGCCUUGUGUCAACCGUCGAGACCUUCAAGUUGCUCGGAAU